AGCCUAUUGACCGUGCGCCCUUUGCAGUGUGAUGUGCUGCGCGUACGCCGCCGCCUCCUGGUCGCGGCUGGCCCUGCUGCUGGGGCUGGCCGCGGCGGUGCUGCAGGCGCUGUCUCUCUUCACGGGCAGCUGGAUCCUCACCAAGGAGAUGCUCGCCCCCGCCGAGUCCGCCGACGACACCCAGCAGCAGACCGUGCGGUACGGCACCGUGGUCGUGCACGCCCGCGUUGGCCUGCUGCGCGCGUGCGUGCGCGUGGAGAAGUUCAACGGCUCCUCGUACCCGUAUCCUUCGCCACAGCCGUCCUGCUUCUCCCUGUCGACGAACAUCUGGCAGGAGGUGACCUCGGCUGACCUGGGCAUCCUCCACGGCUCGAUCCAGAGCACGGCGCAGGUCGUCACGAACAUGCGCCAGUACACGCUGGUGCUCGGCUCGGUGGCGCUGGCCCUCAUGCUGCUCGGCGAGCUGGGCGCCCUGGUCUCGCACCUCAAGCCGAGCAUCAGGCUCGGGGUCGUCCUCGCCUGUUAUCUCUACCUCUUCGCUGGGCUGAUCGUGUGCCUCGUGGUGGUGACCUUCUCCAUGAUGACGGAGGUGCCCCGGCGCGAGCUGGCCCCCAGCGUGCGCCUGCCCGUGCACAAGCUGCUGGAGGCCGGCGCGCCCUUCACCUGGGAGCUGGGCACCUCCUACUACCUGGCCGUGGCCGCCUUCGCGCUCACGCACCUCAUCGCCGCCGUGCUCGUGUCGGCCUUCAUGCGGCGCUUCUCCUCCCUGGAGGCCAUGGUGCGGGAGGUGGUGCCCGGGGCGGACCGCAAGCUGCGCGAGCACCAGGAGAACAACCUCGUUGGGCUGUGGGAGAUCUACCCGA
Molecule: messenger RNA, 863 nt
Organism: Frankliniella occidentalis (western flower thrips)
Lineage: Eukaryota; Metazoa; Arthropoda; Insecta; Thysanoptera; Thripidae
Exons: 4
Source: RefSeq, a predicted model, not a curated record